AUGGCGGCCUGCCCGGAGGACGCUGCUGACCGCAGGCCUGUCCGGAGGGGGCGGUCCAAGAGCGACCUCCCGUACCUGAGCGAGGGCAGGAUACCGUUCAGCCUGAGAGCAGCAGAGGACUUCGAGCGACUGGCUGCCAUGCGGUCCGAGUCCCUCGUCCCCGGCGCCCACACGCCACCCCUCCGCCGCAGGAGCAAAUUCGCCACUCUCGGCCGACUCUUCAAACCCUGGAAAUGGAGGAAGAAGAAGAGCGAGAAGUUCAAACAGACCUCUGCAGCUCUGGAGAGGGAGAUGUCUGCAAGGCACACCAGAGAGGACCUGAUAAAGCGAGGAGUUCUGAAGGAGAUCUUUGAGAAAGCCACCAUUGAAUUCCGGGCCUCUAUGGAGGGCGGAGUCUGUCCUCAGGAUCCCUCCUUAAAGUCAUCCAUGGUUCUGCCUGUUAAGAAGUCGGUUGCGUUUCCAGGGGACGUUCAGGAGAACCCUGCCAAAGCUCCACUCUACCACAAGCAGCCGCCUGCACUGCCCCCAAAGCCAUUUCCCCGGCUGUCCAACCACAGCACAGAGCCAUGCCAGCCCCUGAAGCUGCCCUGUGUGCAGGGGAAGCUCUCUCCUCCUCUACCUCCUAAGAAAGUGAUGAUCUGUGUGCCGUCUGGAGGCCUGGAGCCGCCCGUCUCCUCCCCGAACCCCUUAGCCACCUACCCCCAGAAAUGCGCACCCUUGAUGCACCACGGAGGCCUUGGGGGACACCACGGCCACCCACACCAGCUGCAGUAUGGCGGCGUUCCCAGCCGCAUCAUCGAGGAGCUCAACAAGACGCUGGCGCUCACCAUGCAGAGGCUCGAGAGUUCUGCAUUGCACUCUGUGCCCACGGUGGUGAUCGACUGUGACGAUGACAAAGAGAAUAUGCCCAAUGAGUCUGACUACGAGGACCUGCCCAGCAUGUACAAGGAUGAACUGGAGGAGGAGGAGGAUGACGAGGAUGACGAAGAAGAUGAUGACUCACUUUUUACAAGUACACUAGCCCGGAAGGUGCUGAGGAAAGACUCUCUAGCUAUAAAGCUGAGUAACCGGCCAUCUAAGAGAGAGCUGGAGGAGAAAAACAUUCUGCCCAUGCAGACGGACGAGGAAAGACACGAGUCCAGACAACAGAUCGGCACCAAACUCACACGGAGGCUGAGCCAAAGACCCACAGCAGAGGAGCUGGAACAGAGGAACAUCCUGAAGCCGCGGAAUGAACAGGAGGAGCUGGAGGAGAAGAGGGAAAUCAAACGGAGGCUAACGCGCAAGCUCAGCCAGAGGCCCACAGUGGAGGAACUGCGACAGGCCAAGAUCCUCAUCCGCUUCUGUGAUUACGUGGAAGUGGCUGACGCGCAGGACUACGACCGGCGGGCCGACAAACCCUGGACCCGCCUGACCGCUGCAGACAAGGCUGCCAUACGGAAGGAGCUCAACGAUUACAAGAGCAACGAGAUGGAAGUGCAUGAAUCCAGCCGCCAUUUAACCAGGUUUCACAGACCGUAGACCUCCACUGUCCGGAGUGCUCCAGCAGCACCUCCACCGCUACCAACCACAAGUGCUGGUCAGUCAAUGGUGCCCAAAUCUACACAAAUAGCCAAGUCCUCGAGGAGAAGGGGAUGAAAAAAAACAUGCCUUUUUCAAACUCCCCAAGACUCGGACGUUCCCCUCGCCUCACCACCCAGCCAGCCCGGACUCUCACAGUAGCAAAGCACCACCUGGGUAAACCCUGGGCUUUUCUUUAGGGGGGGUGUUUAGGGGGUGUCAGUGCUUAGACUCUCAUGCUACACUUCCCAUCACAUUAGGCAUCUGUGGUGAGGGCGGGGUGUAGGAAGGAACUGGAAUGGCCUUUCCUACCACACUUUUCCUUUCCCUCUUCCUGAUUCCUGCCUGUUUUCACUGAUACACUGGACUCUCGACGCUCCAUUUGAAGAAAACUGUCUCUCCGGCCGUAAAAAAAUUCAUUUGGUCUCUGCCAGGAGGUGGCGCUCAGCCCACAGCCUGCCAUGGCACAGCUUCAGCUCAGACAAAACUGGGUUUCUUGUGCAAUAUCCAUUCAUCCAGCGCCCUCUGCUGGUCACCCGGCCAUCUCCAGCGCAUCCGAACUGUACAGACUGUACGCAGCAAACUGUGAAGCGUGGAGCGCAGACUUCUUUUAGUUUGCGC
Colossoma macropomum (tambaqui) is the source of this 2181-nucleotide messenger RNA. Its product is annotated as phosphatase and actin regulator 1-like. The coding region runs from base 1 to 1521 and encodes 506 amino acids. Gene Ontology annotation, biological process: stress fiber assembly; cell motility. NCBI's taxonomy places the organism in Eukaryota, Metazoa, Chordata, Actinopteri, Characiformes, Serrasalmidae. The transcript is spliced from 13 exons. Gene Ontology annotation, molecular function: actin binding. The record is from RefSeq and is a predicted model, not a curated record.